Molecule: messenger RNA, 777 nt
Organism: Orbicella faveolata
Lineage: Eukaryota; Metazoa; Cnidaria; Anthozoa; Scleractinia; Merulinidae
Product: voltage-dependent T-type calcium channel subunit alpha-1H-like
Biological process (GO): membrane depolarization during action potential; calcium ion import; calcium ion transmembrane transport
Cellular component (GO): voltage-gated calcium channel complex; plasma membrane; neuron projection
Molecular function (GO): voltage-gated sodium channel activity; low voltage-gated calcium channel activity
Source: RefSeq, a predicted model, not a curated record
GUCAGUGGGUCAGUGAGUCAGCGGGUCAGUCAGUCAGUGAGUCAGUGAGUCAGUCAGUCAGUCCGUCAGUCGGUCAAUAGACAACUGUAAUGAGUGCUCAUGGAUUUUACACUCAGACGGUUCAGAAGCCCUUACGCCCAUCGGAUAUGCAUAAUUCGUUAUCCCUCUUGCUCUUUACGUUCUCCUAACAAUGUCUCCAGGCGAUGACUUUUUUGUUUCUUUAUUCGUUUUUCCAUUUCAGAAGUAGACCGCACAUAUUAUGAAAGUUACAGCACUUGGCGCCGGCGCAUUCAUGACAUGUGUCUUCAUUUGUACUGGGACGUCACUAUUGCCAUGGUGAUUUGCCUGAAUGUAAUCUGCAUGUCAUUAGAACAUUAUCAGAUGUCUCAGACGUUUGAGAUAUUUGUGGAGACUGCGAAUUAUUUUUUCACCGGGAUCUUCGUUUUAGAGGUAAUAUUCAAGUUUAUCGCCUUUGGAUUCGUGCGAUAUUUUAAAGACAGGUGGAACAUUGUUGAUCUGGUUAUUGUUAUUCUUUCCUUGGCUGGGAUACUUGUGGAGUCCUUGAGCUCUACAAGGAGACUACUGAUCAACCCUACCGUGGCACGGUCCUUGAGAGUGCUGCGUAUCAUUCGAGGUAUGUCGCUUAAAGCGAUCACGAGCACUGCAUUUCCACUAAAACCAAAAAUCUUUCAUCCAAAAUGGCGACCGGAACACUUAAAACCACGAGGUCUAUAUUUUGGUCAUUGUCACGUGACAAUGGCUCUGGAUAUGCUGUAG